This is a messenger RNA of Saimiri boliviensis boliviensis (Bolivian squirrel monkey), 507 nucleotides long. RefSeq names its product hemoglobin subunit theta 1 (gene HBQ1). Gene Ontology annotation, biological process: hydrogen peroxide catabolic process; oxygen transport; translation. The record is from RefSeq and is a predicted model, not a curated record. Gene Ontology annotation, cellular component: haptoglobin-hemoglobin complex; blood microparticle; ribosome. Gene Ontology annotation, molecular function: heme binding; structural constituent of ribosome; oxygen carrier activity. Lineage: Eukaryota; Metazoa; Chordata; Mammalia; Primates; Cebidae.
GCGGGUUCGGGCGCGGGGAUGGCGCUGCGCGCGGAGGACCGGGCGCUGGUGCGCGCCCUGUGGAAGAAGCUGGGCAGCAACGUCGGGGUCUACACGACAGAGGCCCUGGAGAGGACCUUCCUGGCCUUCCCCGCCACGAAGACCUACUUCUCUCACCUGGACCUGAGCCCCGGCUCCGCCCAGGUCAGAGCCCACGGGCAGAAGGUGGCGGACGCGCUGAGCCUCGCGGUGGAGCGCCUGGACGACCUACCCCGCGCGCUGUCCGCGCUGAGCCACCUGCACGCGCGCCAGCUGCGAGUGGACCCCGCCAGCUUCCAGCUCCUCGGCCACUGCCUGCUGGUCACCCUCGCCCGGCAUUACCCCGGAGACUUCAGCCCCGCGCUGCACGCGUCGCUGGACAAGUUCCUGAGCCACGUGAUCUCGGCGCUGGCUUCCGAGUACCAGUGAACUAUGGGAGGUGGCCGCGAGACCCCCAGGCGACCCUCCCCGUGUUUGAGUAAAGCCCCC